GCGUGUUUCGCGCGUGUGUGAGCGACCGUGCCACUUUCCUCGUCUGGUUUACGUUAUUCCCGCCGACGAUAUGCCACCGGCACGCAGCUUAGCAAUGCUUCGCGAAGUGCACUACUGCGUUCGAAUAUUUCCGUCCACAUCGAACAGGGCGAUAGCCCGCAGGAUGUCUUCAUUCUCCUCCAAUGAAAACGGUUCGGACGCGACGGAGUUUGAUGAAGAUCGGAAGUUUCGAAAGCUGGAUCUCUACAAGCCAAAAGAAGCACCGAGGCAAAAGAGGGCAGAAAUCAAGUUUGAUGUUCCGCAACCACGAAGCGAGCGCAUGCCAGUGGACCAAGACUGGACCAGCGUAUGGCCCACGGCACAGUCCUUUCGGCCCUCAGUGGUGCCACUUCCGCUGCGCCAAGGCUAUCGCGAGAAGGGGGCACCGCCGGGCAAGUAUGCCAACCUGGAGUUAAUGAAGGUGCCCAACUUCCUUCACCUGACACCCGCUCACCUCGCCAAGCACGCCAAGGUUCUCCGGCCAUUCUGCACCCCAUGGCCAGCUGGCCUGGAGACUGAUGAAAAAUGUGAGGAGCACUUUCCCGUGGAAGUCAUCGACAGUGACUACUGCCAUGCUGGCCCAUCCAUCAGGGACCCCAGAUCCAGGAUUGUCACACUGAGGGUGAAGCUGUCCGACUUGGAACUCGACUAUCAUGCGAGGGAUAAGCUCCUUCGGUUGGUUCGUGACCGCUACGACCCUGCUACCGACGUUCUCACCAUUGUCACUGACAGGUGUCCACUAAAGAAGCAGAACUAUGAUUACGCCCAUUACCUUCUCACAGCUGUGUACCACGAAUCUUGGAAAACAGAGCCAUGGGAAGCAGACAAGGCCGAGUCUGACAUGGAGUGCUACUUGUGGGAAAAGAGCCGGUCGGAAGCCAAUGCAGUUGGCUUUUUCAAACGUAUGCAGCAGUCACUGGCCGGUCAGGAAGAAAUCACCCACCCCCACAUACAGCAUCUGCCACGAGAUUGCACAGAUGACGACGUCAAGGGUGUCGCUCAAGUGAAGGACUAUGCCGAGGCCGUGUGCGGGAUUCACAAUGAGGGAGAAAGCCUGCAGUCGUGGGACAAGUACAAGCGCUCAGUGUGCUCGCUGUUAGGCCUAAAACACAGUGAGCUCAGUUCGCUGGCUGGGGAAGUGCACGCAUCAUGAACACUUCACAAGUUGGACAUCGCAGUUAGAUGUGGCUGCAAGGUUCUUCAAAUGGCAUAGUAAAGGAACUGCACUGUAAAAGAGACUGUGCCUGGUACCUCAAGCCUGCUCGCAAAACAAUGUUAACAGUGCCAUCACUGUUGCUUGUCGCUGUAGAAUAAUAAAAUAUCUUGAGUUGUUACACAACA
Rhipicephalus microplus (southern cattle tick) is the source of this 1380-nucleotide messenger RNA. It is a transcript of the gene mRpS35, whose product is annotated as mitochondrial ribosomal protein S35. The record is from RefSeq and is a predicted model, not a curated record. Gene Ontology annotation, biological process: mitochondrial translation. Gene Ontology annotation, molecular function: structural constituent of ribosome. Gene Ontology annotation, cellular component: mitochondrial small ribosomal subunit. Lineage: Eukaryota; Metazoa; Arthropoda; Arachnida; Ixodida; Ixodidae.